UAUGAUUGUCAGGUCAGGAAACUAACAACAGUCGAUCAGAUAGAAAUCAAUGAGGAGGGCAUGUCGAAAAAUGUGGAGGGCGGUGCCUUGCACUAAUCGGGCAUGUGUGAGGACAGAAUCCAGGCAGGAUAUUGAGGAGAUACUUAAGGCUAAGCUGGCAACCAUCAAGGAAGAACCGGCAGAGAUGAUGGCGCUGGAGGAAAUUCCAAUCCCCCCACGGACCAGGCGCUGCAGCCGUGGCAGGCGGUUUUUUAACAAGGCAAAGAAAAAGAUGGGACGCCGCUCCCACUUGUGUUUGCAUAACUCUUAUAUGCUUUUCAUAACAGGGUUUGCCUCCAAAGCUACCUUUGCUGGACUACUUGUUCAAUACUGAUAUGUAUUUUUACGUACCUGUAGGAAUGGAAAGUGCAAUUGAACACUCUUUUUGGUGUUUGCUGUGAUGAUGGACUAUUAUAUCAAAAACAUAAAACUGAAUUACUGAUCUGAUCAAAAGCACAAAUAAGAUGCAUGCAAUGCAAUGCAGGUAAAUGGUUCAGUUUCAAGUAACAUUAAUUAAUUGCGCGCACCUUCAAUUCGUUUUUCAACUGUACUAGCUAGUAGUGUUAAUUAAAAUGACAAGCUUGUU
Molecule: messenger RNA, 625 nt
Organism: Rubroshorea leprosula
Lineage: Eukaryota; Viridiplantae; Streptophyta; Magnoliopsida; Malvales; Dipterocarpaceae
Source: the annotation of a GenBank genome assembly